AUGGAUUGGUGCAUUCACAAGGCACCGGGCCACUGUUUGGCAUGCUUGCCAUUCAUGUGGCUUCUCAUUGGGGUGCAGGCAAGUGACAGACUUCUUGGAUCGAUGCCCCACAAUCAAGAAGAAGUAUUCAACUUGGCAGUCGCAAAGGCAAAGGUCAACGCAAAGAGUCAACACUGUGUGGAGGAUUUACGGAAUAUGCAGAGCUGGCCUGAUGACUGGCGCAAGUAUUGUUGUGAUGAAGUCGGAUUAGGUUGCAUUGGUGUAACAACCACUGCUCCAACAGUAACAAAGAUUGUUCUUGCAAGCCCUACGCUUACAGUCCCAGUGGGUCAGCACUUCGAGCACCGAGAAGCCGCGGAGGUCACACCUGAGGAUGAAAAUGGUGAAGUGACCCUGCGUGCUUUGCAGCAAGGGGGUGCAGACCUGCCUUCGUGGCUGCACUUUGACCCAGCGAAUCGGAAGUUUUCCGGCACGCCCACCAGCAAGCAAGAACUGCACAUUGUGGUUCAGGCUUCCAAUGAGGCUGGCUUUCUGAGUGAGCAAAGCAUUCACUUGAAGGUCACAGAUGAAGCAGUGGCACCAGAAACAAGUAGUGGCACCAGUGCAGGCGCUUCCAGUGACACCAGCGCUGCAGCUCAACAGGCAGAAGCUCCGAUUGUGAUCCAGGGCUUACCAGAUGUGACGGCCACCGUGGGCAAGCCCUUCAGCACACUGGUGCCCUCCAACACUAUGGUGGAUCCUAACGGCGGAUCAGUGACGAUGUCCAUGUCGUUGGGAGAUGGUGGCCUGCCAGAUUGGCUGAGCUUUGAAGGGGAGGCGCUCCAUGGGCAGCCUCCGGUCUCCGGAGAUUUCCAGCUAUCGGUGAGGGCAAAGAAUAAGGCAGGGCUUGAGGCCUCGACACCUUUGCUCUUGCAUGUGAAACCGGCGCCGGCCCCACCAGCAGCGGCACCAGCAGCAGCGGCACCAGCAGCAGCGGCACCAGCAGCAGCGGCACCAGCAGCAGCGGCACCAGCAGCAGCGGCACCAGCAGCAGCGGCACCAGCAGCAGCGGCACCAGCAGCAGCGGCACCAGCAGCAGCGGCACCAGCAGCAGCGGCACCAGCAGCAGCGGCACCAGCAGCAGCGGCACCAGCAGCAGCGGCACCAGCAGCAGCGGCACCAGCAGCAGUGGCACCAGCAGCAGCGGCACCAGCAGCAGCGGCACCAGCAGCAGUGGCACCAGCAGCAGCGGCGCCAGCACCAGCGGCACCACCAGCCCCCGAGACUGGCAAGGAUCAGCAAGCCUCACCAAAGGCGGAGGCGUCGCAAGCUGUGCCCUCAGUGGUUUUCCAGACGGAGCAUCAGAGGCUAACAGUUGGUGUGCCAUUCAAGCACGUGGCUCCCAGAACCGAGUUCAAGGGCAGUUCAGCUGCCGUGACCUUUCAAGCAGCUGGAGAAGGAAGUGCGCCGCUGCCAGAAUGGCUCAGCUUUGAUCCAGACACAUUGACCUUGUCUGGUGUUCCCUCUAAACCCGGGGUUGAGUGGAUCAUCAUAAAGGCCAUGAGUGAUAGUCAAGCUGCCGCCCAGACUAUUCGACUCGAAAUUGUGCCCGCAAAACCGCCGACAGCUGGGUCCUUGCCCGACAAGGUGUCCGCGCUGGGUGAUCCAUUCGGAAUGACCAUUCCCAGCAGCACGAUGGUUGAGCCGCAGGGACAGAACUUGGACUUCAGUGCCUCCUUGCAGGAAGGAGCACCCCUGCCAGACUGGUUGCACUUCGAUGCGGAGCAAAGAACCUUUUCAGGGCUUCCGGAUCAAGAGCAGCAGUUGCAGAUCUCUGUCACUGGCACAAACCCGCAGGGCCUGUCAGCUUCGACAGGAUUCUCGCUAAAGGUGGGCAGAGCACCUUUGCUUGUUAAGCCAUUGCCAGUGGCAGAUAGUUGGGUGGGUGCUCCGCUGAAUUUGGAGGUUCCUGGCAAUGUCAUUGUGGACCCCCAUGGUGGUAACGUCACCCUGACUGCUUCGCUGCAGGGCAAGCCACUGCCAGACUGGCUUCAUUUCGAUGCUGAUGCGAGGACUUUCUCGGGAACCCCGCAGCAAGUGGAGGACCUCGAUAUUGCCGUCACAGGUACUUCAGACGCAGGGAUUUCCGAGACUACGCAGCUCAGAGUUCAUAUCUAUGCUGGGGAGGAUCAGAUUGAUCCGAUUGUCGAGGAGGCUAACAAGUUGCUUGCGAGGUCACAGGUGGAGGUGCCGGAAUUGGGGGCGCCCACCUACUGCGGCACGUCUGAUGUGUCCUACGAGCCGCUGGAUAUGAACAUGACGAAGGCGCUCGGCUCGCUGGGGCUAGAGGCGCUGUCGGUGACGGAGUGCCAACUUCUGUGCCGCGACACCAGGGACUGCGCCUUCUUCUCCUUCUACUUUCCCCUGAAGAAGCUCAGCCUUUGA
This is a messenger RNA of Effrenium voratum, 2424 nucleotides long. The record is from the annotation of a GenBank genome assembly. NCBI's taxonomy places the organism in Eukaryota, Dinophyceae, Suessiales, Symbiodiniaceae.